AUGUCGGACGAAGUCUACGAAGGCGCCAUCGGCAUUGACCUUGGCACAACCUACUCCUGCGUCGCCAACUAUGAAGGCACCAACGUUGAGAUCAUUGCCAACGAGCAGGGUAGUUACACAACCCCGUCAUUCGUUUCUUUCACCGAGAAAGAGCGCUUGAUUGGUGAGGCAGCCAAGAACCAGGCGGCAAUGAAUCCAACGAACACGAUUUUCGACAUCAAGCGUCUCAUUGGCCGGCGUUAUGAAGAUCCCAUCGUCAAGAAGGAUAUCGAGUCGUGGCCUUUCAAGGUCGUUGACCAGGGCGGAAACCCCGUUGUCGAGGUUGAAUAUCUGGGUGAAACCAAGACAUUUUCUCCCCAGGAAAUCUCUUCUAUGGUCUUGAUGAAGAUGAAAGAAGUCGCAGAGACCAAGCUUGGAAAGAAGGUUGAGAAGGCUGUCAUCACCGUGCCAGCUUAUUUCAACGAUAAUCAACGUCAGGCGACGAAGGAUGCUGGUGCCAUUGCCGGUUUGAAUGUCCUCCGCAUCAUCAAUGAGCCCACUGCCGCCGCUAUCGCCUAUGGACUCGGCUCCGGGAAGUCCGAAAAGGAGCGUAAUGUCCUGAUCUAUGAUCUUGGUGGAGGUACCUUCGAUGUGUCUCUUCUCAACAUCCAAGGAGGUGUUUUCACUGUUAAGGCCACAGCCGGUGAUACUCAUCUCGGUGGACAAGAUUUUGACACCAACCUCCUUGAACACUUCAAGAUGGAAUUCAAGAAGAAGACUGGAAAGGAUCUCUCAGGCGAUGCCAGGGCUCUUCGCCGUUUGAGAACGGCCUGCGAGCGUGCCAAGCGUACACUGUCUAACGCUACACAGACAGCUGUUGAGAUUGACUCUUUGUUCGAUGGAGAGGAUUUCAACUCGUCUAUCACUCGUGCCCGCUUUGAGGAUCUCAACGCUAAGUCUUUCUCUGGCACUCUCGAGCCAGUACAGCAAGUUCUCAAGGACUCUGGCCUUGAGAAGAGCCAGGUCGAUGAGAUUGUGCUCGUCGGUGGCUCCACUCGUAUCCCUCGGAUCCAGAAGCUGCUCAGUGACUUUUUCGACGGCAAGAAGCUUGAGAAGAGCAUUAACCCAGAUGAGGCUGUAGCUUAUGGUGCCGCUGUGCAAGCUGGCAUUCUUUCUGGUAAGGCCACCUCGGCUGAAACUCAGGACUUGCUCCUUCUGGAUGUCGUUCCCCUUUCCCUUGGUGUUGCCAUGGAAGGCAAUAUUUUCGCCCCCGUUGUUCCCCGUGGUCAAACUGUUCCCACCAUCAAGAAGCGCACCUUUACGACUGUUGUAGACAACCAGACGACCGUUCAGUUCCCAGUUUAUCAGGGUGAGCGCACAAACUGUGCAGACAACACUUCCCUGGGCGAGUUUACUCUCGCUCCUAUCCCUCCCAUGAAGGCUGGCGAGGCCGCUCUUGAAGUUGUUUUCGAGGUCGAUGUCAAUGGUAUCCUUAAGGUCACCGCUACGGAGAAGUCUUCUGGCCGUACCGCCAACAUUACUAUCUCUAACGCUGUCGGCAAGCUCUCCACCACGGAAAUUGAGCAGAUGAUUGAUGAAGCCGCCAAGUUCAAGUCGAGCGACGAGGCCUUCACCAAGAAAUUCGAGUCUCGUCAGCAGCUCGAAUCUUAUAUCUCUCGCGUUGAAGAGAUCAUCUCCGACCCUACCAUGUCUCUGAAGCUCAAGCGCGGCAACAAGGAAAAGAUCGAGUCUGCCCUGAGUGACGCUAUGGCUCAACUUGAGAUUGAAGACUCUGCCCCUGAGGAUUUCAAGAAAAAGGAACUCGCGCUCAAGAGACUCAUCACCAAAGCUAUGGCCACCCGUAAAAUGCAGCGGAUACAACGACUCUCAAUUCUUUCUGACAUUCCUCGAUCUUUUCAUUCUGCGAAUUUCAGCCCAAUUGUGCUUGACGCAGGUCAACCCUGGCGGCUCCUGACUCCCUCUAAGCGAUUCAAUCUCACAACUCGAAGCUUCUCUAAUUCUCCCUCUCUGUGCAAGAAAAAAGACAAGCCUCGAAAACUCACUGGCGCAAACGCAGAGUUGAGCAUUUCGUCGGAGGACCCCUAUGAUCUUUCUUCGCUAGAAAAUGGCAUCGUGGCUGCGGUGGCCCGACUUAAAGAUGAGCUUUCCAAAUUGCGCAUGGGCGGGCGGUUCAACACGGAAUCACUUGAGGAUUUGAGAGUGUCCUUGAGCAAAGGAGGCAAGGAAACAGUAAGACUGGGUGAGCUGGCGCAGGUUGUCCCCAAGGGAGGGCGGAUGGUUACUAUAUUGGCUUCAGAGGAAGAGCACAUGAAGCCGAUCACCUCAGCGAUUCUUUCUUCCGGUUUGUCUCUAACGCCACAACCUGACCCUCAUAAUAUUCUUCAACUGAAUAUAUCAAUCCCGCCGCCCACGAAAGAAUUACGUGAACAGACGGUGGUUGCUGCUAGAGCGGCCAUGGAAAAGGCAGCUGGUGCAGUUCGCGAAUCGAGGAGUGUUAGUCAUAAGCGCCUUCAAGAUAUGCAGAAGAAAAAGCUAGCCAGGCCAGAUGACGUUCGCAAAGCUCAGGACCAAAUGGAACGGCUGACAGAGAAGGGACAGAAAGAGGUGAAAGAUUUGUUUGAUGCUGCAAAAAGGGCAUUAGAACGAGUAUAG
Messenger RNA from Aspergillus novofumigatus IBT 16806, 2652 nucleotides. RefSeq names its product putative Hsp70 chaperone. The record is from RefSeq and is a predicted model, not a curated record. Lineage: Eukaryota; Fungi; Ascomycota; Eurotiomycetes; Eurotiales; Aspergillaceae. Gene Ontology annotation, biological process: protein refolding; cellular response to unfolded protein; vesicle-mediated transport. The transcript has 10 exons. Gene Ontology annotation, cellular component: cytosol; cytoplasm; plasma membrane. Gene Ontology annotation, molecular function: ATP-dependent protein folding chaperone; misfolded protein binding; heat shock protein binding. Bases 1 to 2652 code for a protein of 883 amino acids.